Messenger RNA from Pocillopora meandrina, 14593 nucleotides. The record is from the annotation of a GenBank genome assembly. Lineage: Eukaryota; Metazoa; Cnidaria; Anthozoa; Scleractinia; Pocilloporidae.
AUGUUCAAGCUUGGAAGGACAAUGUCGUCGCCUACAAAGCAAGUUAGUAUCCGAAGGUUGCCGCCGCUUCCGAAUCAGUUAACACAGAGGAACAUAAGAGAAACUGUCAACUCGAAUAAUGAAAAUCACGCCGGAGGCAGCAUUAAAACAAAACCUUCCGGAGGUAAACCUGAGAAAGAUUUAUUCUUUAAAUUUUCUUUAGUUUUCCCCAGUAUUAAGCUAGGAAUAAUUUUUUGUACAGUUCUUAAUUUUGCCUCUAUUAGGGUUUGGGUAUUUGUUCAUUAUUUGUUGUGGCACGAUAAGCACUCUGUUUGAAUAUAAAUAGAUGAAAGUACUCCGAAAAAAUUAAAGCCGUCGCCUAGGCCUUACUUUUGAUGAUAAUCGAGUCUCUCCCGGCGGUAAGGUCUUAAAUUUCGUCUUUCCUGACGCAUAAUCCUGGUGAGUGCUUAUAGGUUUAAGGCAAAUAAUGCGCCUUUACUUCCGAAUAGUGCGUUCAGUGCUUCCUGCAUACAGAAUGUCGAGAUAAACUCAAUCAUUUCGGAUGAGAUAUGACCUGAUAUUAAUAACAGGAACUUUCUAAAAUUAUCUUUGAAGACCCCAACUGAAAUUAAGCUUUUCAAAAUACUGUUGAUCAGAUGACUAGAAAGUAAACCAUUCUGUGUAAACAUUUACCGCUAAGCGCGCGUUUUUACAUUUUGUUCUGCGUGAAGUUUCUCUGUUUGGACGUGUGCAAAUAACGAUUUUUUAGUUUAUUUUUAUUAUUACAGUUUCCUGGCCCAUUUUUAAUGCUUUUUCUUUUUUUCUUCGUCUGCAACUUUAUUCAUUUAUUUUCGUGCAAGCGCCGUUUCAGACGCAGAUCAUAGUGUGAAUGCAAAUCAAUUUUGUUUUUCUUCAACUCGAAUACGCGACAAAUUAACCAGAGGAACGGUUUCAUCAUUUGUCUGCAGCUCAACUUUCUUAUAUCUAAUAUUAAUACACCAAAAAGAGGAGAAAACAUUAUUUACGAUCCCUAAAGGUUAUUGUCAUUUUUUUUAACAACAAAUAUGAAUGUUAUUUGCUAUUGCUGUUAUGUCUUGGCCGCCAGGAGCUGUCGAUCGAAAAUAAGCUUAAUUAAGGCAUAUUUUCAUUUAAAGCCAGACUAUUCAUAGAGACAGAAUCAUUCAUUAUUUAUAAAAAACGUAUCAGCUUGAGCACUAAAUCUUUUAAAGCUCUCAUGAUAUAAAACAAAACCCGCCACAGGGAGAUAACGAUAAAGAAAUUCUGUAAUCAACCACACCAGGUGACGCUAAGAUUGAAAUUUGACAUUUUAGUAUAAUUAUAAGACGGAAAGAUGUCAAUGUUUUAUUCAUGUAUUUCGGAAAGCUUUUUGAAGCCCUGUGAAGAAAAAAGUUUAUUGACACCCCAUGGUGUUUUUUUCUUUUCUUUUUUUUAUUUGUUCUGUCAUUUCUAGUUUUUAGUUGAGCCCUCAUCAUAAAGGAAGAUGGCUUUUAAAAAUUUCUUAAUUACCAACCAUGUUUUAAGCAAGAUGUGUGCAUUUCAAGUUUAAUCUCUGAAUCAUUUUUACCCUUUUUUUUAACUAUUUGCUUAGCUACUAAUCGAGUUUUUAUCAUCGAUCAGUUUUCAAAUCAAAAAGGAUUCUUUUAUUUAAAUAUUUGUCUUGCUUUUUAGUAUUUACGUUUUCGUUAUUUUCGUUUAAUGAUUUAUUUAUAUCAGUUAUUCUGCAAAUUUUGGUUUCCUUCUUCAACUUAAACGCACGGAUUUAUGUGGAAUUUCCUUGCAGGAUUAGAAACCAUCUCUUACCCUGUAAAGUAAACAAUAAACAAAACAAUAGGAAACUCCCAGUUUUAUCUUUUGCUAAGGGUUUUUGUAGGUUGUUAAGUACAACAGUUCUUUCUGAAAAUUUUUUAACUUUUUCUAACUCCACACAGUUACACUUAUUCAGAAUGUAUUUUUCUCAAAAUAGUUCUCUCCGAAAUGCGUGUCAAAGAAUACCUUUUGGCCAACCCACAAGUGUUGGAGGAUUUUAUCAUGGCAGAUAUAAGCCAAGAGCAGCUCGAGAGAUGGCUGAUCCGAAAGACACAAUCCACAGAACACAUUAAAGGGGAAGGUAGUAUUGGAAUGACAAUUUUAUUACACGGCCUAAUACUCAUUCACACCAGAUAAAUAUGUGAAGUUAAAUCGGGUUUAACUGGAUGAAAAUCGAAAACAGAGAACUGAAAAACUGAAUUUCCUCAGGUUUCAUGUAGUCACUAGCGUUUAUUUCCCAUAUACUGAAUGAAUUAUAAGUCGAACACACAUCGGUAUGAGCAGCUUUUAGUGAAGAAGACAAUUUUAAACCGCUAAGCAAAACAGCUUUAAAAUGUGUUAAAGCUUUAGUGUAAACCGGGUAUGAUUCGUUUAUCUUUGUUAAGUUUUAGCCCUUUCAAAUGCCUCCUAUGGCCUUUUUCUAUAAAGACUUUAGGCCUGUAGUCUAUAAGAUUUUGCUCUUGGCUGUGAAUGAAAUCCAAAGUCUGGUUUUUUUUCUCUCCUUGAGGGUAAUUGCGUAGAAUUAAAAGUUGUGUAAUUUCUCUUGAAUAUGUUUCUUCUCCAUUUUCCUAGCCGUGAGAACAUCUCUCUCCAAAUGGAAGGUAGGAAUAUUGAUUAUGUAUACAUACGCUGAUAAAUUGAACUUCUACAUCGUCAUCUGUUCAUUUGAUCGCACGACGAUUUUCAUUAAUAAUAGAUUUAUGUUUUCUUGUUUUUGGCGUGAGUAGUUUUGUGUUCAUACCGACAAGCGCAAAAUGCUCCAGCAACUGACGAAAGACAUCAAUCAACAGCCAAAAAAAGUCAGAGUUAUGCACGAGCUCGUCAAAAGCGUAGCUGCAGGUAAUAAAGAAUUCUGUCGUGUUUGACUUGCGAUGAUUUAAAACUACAUGUAUUGUCAUCCAUUUUACUUUUCCUUUCCUUUCUUGGAGAGGAAAAUUAUCUCUAGAUAAUCACAAGUUGUAAUAUUGAUUCUUCUCCGUCAACGAGAUUGAUUUUUGCUCAUCACUACGCACAGUUUCUGAUGUUAUUGGAAUUUGAGAUGUUUCGCACGACUUCUGUAAGAAUCGAAGAAAACAAAAACAGCUUCAAUGCAAAAUAGGAAAAACAAGGAUGCUGUUUAUCAAGAAUUGAUGAAAGCCUUCAUAAUUACAUCAGGAUGUAGGAAUGAUUAAAAGACGAUAAUUAUACCAAAUGAACCCUUUGUCUAUCAACAAUUGUCAAUAUUGUGUUUCCUAGCCACUCAUGCAAACGUACAUUCACUUUACCUGGUGGACAAAAAUGGAAGGGUGAGCUCUUAUUGAUCUUACUUUCAAAAAUCUAACUUAAUUAUGUUUAUCAUCUGACAUUCAUGUACAAUCUUGAGUCUAACUACAUUUUUGUAUAUAAACAACAACAAGAACAGAAAAAGAAAUAAUCAAAACAGACAAAAAAAAACUCACUUCAAGUUUUGCAAACUUCUGAUGAAAUGGUUUUCCAAAUUCAUCGGAUUUUUUAACGAUAAGGUGCAUUUAGUACUUUGUGCUGCACGAAAAAACGUGAAUCGUUUGUUAGGGUAUAAAACUUAAAAAAAUCAUUCAUUAUUUUCGAUAUUUUCUGAUUGGUUAGGAGCCAGUAAGAGAAUAAGGCAAGAAUAAAUUUUCUUACUACUGUAUGUCUUUCAAUCGUUUGCUCGAAAAUAUUGGCAUACGUUUAGAAUUGGAGACAUUGUACAAUUUUUAAAUUCACUAAAAGAAACUGGCAAAGUUCAUGUUCACGUUUGCACUAAAUCUGUUUUUAGAUAUAACUUUUAUAUCGAAUUAAUUUAAACUGAAGCACAAAGAGUUAUUAUGUUUUUCUUAAGUAUUAAUGUGAUAAAAACCAUAUUCUUAUAUUCUCUCAAUCUCACAGGACAUUUAUCUGUAUUCAGAGAACAAGCCGAGGUAAAGCAAAGGCAUUCCUGGUUCUCUUAAGUGUAUUUAUGUCGAUUCAAAUUGUACGAACAGCUUUACACUUUCUUCAGCGGUGAAUCUGAUUUUUUGUUUUUCUUGGUUUGGUUUUGUAGAUCCCGGUCUCUUUGUCGUCAGAAAAUUGGAUGUGGUGGCACGAUUGCGGCUUAUGUCGCUGAGACGGGUCAAAGGCUUUAUGUUAAAGAUAUUCUCGGGGUAAACCUUUCAUCAAAGUUUGUUAUUGUGCAAAACAAAGACACAUUUUGCAGAGACAAAUGUAAACUCUGAUGUUCUGACCUUAUCCAAACUGACUCAGCUUAUAUUAUAGCCUUUUCGUCUAGCUAAUGACCUAACCAUUUUAAAACUUGACUUAGAUUAACCAAAUCGAGAAAGCGUUGUCCAACUCAGCCAGCUCCACGUGAGGUGGUGAGGAAUUUGAUCAAUAUUAAUUCAUUUUUUUCGUUGUGCGUUUUCUAUUAACCUUUGCGUACUGAAUCUGUUGUGAAAGAGCAAUAGAGCUAACUCAAGCAAAAUCAAUGACGACUCGUUACGAGGAAUAAGUUUUUUGUGCGAAGUAAAUCAACACAACACCUUGUGAUUUAAGAUUGCCAAUUUGACUGCAAUCAGACAUUAGUACUUAAAGUUAUUUUCUAUUAUUUUGUCAUAGGACGAGAGAUUUCCCAAAGGAAUUGGUAUUGAAGGUUAGUUGCGCCCAGAUUCUUUUAGAGUGAUUUUCAAUUGAGUUUCGAAAGAAAAUAGGGAUUGAAUUUGUUUUGCUUUACUUUGCACUGCGAUUGGUCUACAAAAACUCCAGCCGCUCUCUCAGCCAAUCAGAUUCAAACGUAAAGAAAAUCGCGUCUUAAUUGUCGCACUUUGUUUUGAUUGGCCGUGAAGUUAUUAGAUUUUGUUUCUUUGACACUGAAUUCAGAUGCCCUCAAUAACUUAAGUGAGACGUUGCUUAACAUCCGACGGAACAACGAACUAACUUUCUCUCUCUGCUGCAGCAAAAUACUGAGACGAACAUUUAGGAUUCUUUUUUAUUUAGUUUUUGGCUGUAGCAAUUAUUUCUUUCCAAACUAAACUAAAUUAAACCCCUCUCGAAGUCGGUAGAAGCGUUACCAAAAAACAAAUGUAACGUGAUCAAAUAUGAGCAAAGCUAAUCACAAAUAAACUUUCUACGAUUGACUGUCUGAAUUUGAUCGCUGCAUAGAAGAAAAUGAAAAAGGGUCGCUGCUUUGUUGUUCUCCCAAGUUGCCUUUGUGUCGCGGGUAUCUUCAAGAAAUUGUUUCAUUUAAGCAGCAAUACGUAAGCCACCAUUCAUGAGUGUACUUAUAUAAACGAUUCAGUCCCCUGCGUGAACUAAUUCCCACUCUGUAGAAAUGACGGAUAUAACUGAUAGUCUUUUGGAAUUGUGUUUCUUUGUGUUUCAGACAGCACAGCCCAGUCUGUAUUGUGUCAGCCUAUCGUACAAGCCGAUGGAGCUAUAGUUGGUACGAAAAUGGUUCUUUUUCUAAUUUUAAGCGAUUUUAUGCUAAACACAAAAUUAAAUCUCCAGGCCAGGUUGUUCCAGUGGUGUAUAACGCUAUCCACUGGAUAAAUCUUUAUCCAGUAGAUUACGAUACACGUUGCCUUAGGAGUAAAGAAAUAGGUAACAAAUAAAUAAAACGAGAGUGAUAAAUGUUCAAGGGAGCAAAUUUUAAGAAAAAAUAUGGAAACUCAAAGAAGAUAAUUUCUGCUUAGACCCUGAGAAUGAAAGAACUCGAUUAAUGAUGCACACUACGCACUUAUGAUGGAGCCAGCUCAAAGGAUAUUUGCUGUAGAAAAAGUUUUGUUCAAAGGCAGCAAUUAAAUCAAUCAGGUUUACAGACCCUUCCAUCAAAAUUCAGCCUGCACCACGGGAAGGAAACAAAUUAAGGAAUUCCAUGGUAGAAUCACUCUUUAUUGUUCAUAUUAUAGUAUAGCACGGUAUUCUGGUUUUUAUUACAGGUAUUGUCGAAUUGGUAAAAAAACUUGGCAACCCAUCAUUUGAACGGGAAGACGAAGAGGUGAGUAAUGUAAUUGCUUUGUGUUGCAGCAUUUUGCCAAUUGCGUAUAGAAAAUGGAAAGAGCUGGAAAUCAUGGAUAAACCAGUUUCUCACUGCAAAUAAGUUCAGGGGAGUAAACUCCAAGGGAUAAAUAAGUCACAUUAGACUCGCUCCAGUUUGCUGCGCGCAUUCUUCACAGCGCAUGCACUAGCGAGAAAAAUUAGGAGACUGAGAACUACCCGCAUGGGAGGAGAGUUUUUCUUACACCAUACUAAAGCGCAUCAAUGACCAAAACGAUCAUGGAGAGCGAGAUUCAGUUCAUCAUUUCUUCGGUGCUCAGUCAUUUUUGCCAUUCUUAAACACCUUCUUGUUUGUUUAUCUGUUUUUAUUUGUUUGCUCUGUCAGAUCGUUAAUAGUUAUCUUGCCUGGGGUAGUAUAGCUAUUCAUCAUGCUGAGGUAAGUACAAGUAUAAGUAACAGCUGUGAUCUUUUGGGGGAAGGGGAGGUGCAUGGUAGAGAAGAGAAACUCAGGGUACUAGGUUGAGUAACAAGGCGCGCCCUCCUUCCAUCCAAAGACUCUCAUGGGUUACUUUUCUAACUAAAUUAUCAGUUAUUCUAAGCCAUAAACAUAGACCAGCUAUGCAGAACUGAGUUGGAUUAAGAAUUUAAGCGGCUUUUCUGUCGGUGUUCUUGUUUUAAGAGCUUCCGGGUUUUCAUUAAAACAUACAGAGUGCACAAAGCAAAAUGCAUUAAUCGUAAAGCUUACACAUGCUGUUUCGAAUAAUUUACCAAUAAUUUUUCGUUUGUAAUCCCCUCUAGAUUUCAAAACAAAUGCAAAAGCAAAAAGAUCUAAAUAGUUUCCUGCUGAAUGUUGUAAGGUAAGAGUGUAAAAGAAAAUACUUAUGAUGCAUUUCUGUUAAUCCUCAUGAAAUUAGACUGUCACAAUUUUUGAAAAGAACAUUAUCACUCAAGAUCACCUUAUGCGAGCCUCGGCCUGUUAUCUGAACAAAAGAUCUCAUUUGUUGGUCGACGACAUACCAAGAGCCCUCGACAACAAACCAGCUCACGAAAUUUGUCUUAAUUAAGAACGUUUUCAGGAACAAGACAUUGGGGUCUGUGUAUAACUCACUCAUGGUAACUUUCAUUGGAAAUAAACAGACAAAGUUUACUUGAGAAAAUCGGCGAAAGAAGAGCUAACCUCUACCAUUAAAUUAAAAGCAGUUGUCCUUUCAGUUAACAAAGAAAUGAAUAGUGUGACGGUUUCAUCUUUCAGAUCCAUUUUUGACGAAGUUAGUACUAUGGAUGUGGUAAUUGAAAAAAUAAUGGUGAGUGCAUAGUAGAGAGAUUUUCCGACAGCUGCUUGCUUUCCGCCCUGAUAAGAAUUGAGAAAGAAAGUGCACAUUUCAUAUCCUUUUGUCUUUUGUUACUACUGUUUCUAUCACAUGCAGGCUUUUGCCAAGCGGUUAGUUAAUGCUGAUCGCUGCGCGCUCUUCAUGGUGGACGCCAAAUCCAAUGAGUUGUACGCCAAUUUGUUCGACGAGGGAGACGAGGAUGGUUUGGGGUACAAAUUUAGAAACGGAGCAGAAAUAAGGUAUUAAAACAAAGACAAAGCGGGGUGAGACAGGCAAAAAAUGCUGAAAAUUUUAUUAAUGCGACCUCUUCAAUUCUAAUGCACUUAUGAGGAUCUUUUCAUCAUUCGCUAUAAUAUACAGGUCAAAAUAUAACUUACUCCAUUCAUUUGUAAUCAGAUUCCUUAACAUAGAACAAAAACUUUUAAAAUUUGCUUGUUGCUAAAUGCUGGAUUCUUAACUCUGGGAAGGUAAAGUUUGAAUAGAGUGAGUACGCUUCUAAAGAAACUGCGGUGUUUCGUCAGUGGGAGAGUAUAUAAAUCUUAAUAGGCGUUUUGGUGCAUAGUUACGUAGGGCGAGUCAACAUGCAAACAACGAGUAGAUUUGGGUCGGAUCUCGACCAAAACCUCCCUUGGUUUUUUCACUUCUCCGCUUCUAUCACGCCUCUAAUUAUCGCACUUCGUUUUACGGACUGAAAGACUUGAACAGCUUUAGGUUGGAAUCCUUUUGGAGCUUGAAUUUGGAUUGAAUUUUUUUUUGGAAUUGAAUUUUCCAGGCCUAAGUUUCUGCAAUAUCUUCACUUACAGUUCAUCUGUGAGAAUAUCUAUCUUUCUUAUCUUCAUGCUUCUUUUAAAUUUUAUUUUCUAGAUUUCCUAUCAAUAAAGGCAUCGCCGGCUUUGCUGCUAGUACAUCAGAAACUGUGAACAUCAGCGACCCAUACCGUGAUACGAGAUUCAACCGUGAAGUGGACAUAAAGACGGGCUAUAUAACAAAAUCCAUUCUGUGUGUCCCCGUUAGUUGCAAAGGAAGGCAAGAAAUCCUUAACUUGGUCGCUUUUGAGAGUAAAUACAAAUGUAAAAGUCGCAAACUAGAGAGGAUCUAGCUCGAAACUUCAUUCCUAACAUAAGUAAACAAAGAAGAUUCGAAGGAAAUCCCUUUCACUGAGUUUAAAAUUCCAUAUAUCCAGAGGAGAGGCGAACAUAGCUUGCAGUUUUGCAAUAUGUUCCUGCAAAAUUUUAACACCUUAUUCAAAUUUUUUCUUUGUUCCGUAGUGUAAUUGGUGUCGUUCAGAUGGUAAACAGUAAAAAAGGAUUUUUCUCAAAUGAAGGUAAAUGAGAAUCUAUGCUAACCUCUCAAGGAAAAUAGCUCAGCUGUAAAAACUGAAACUCAAACUGAUAUUAACUGACUGAAACAAUACGAAGAAUAUCACAGACAAGCAAGCAAAAUUUAAUUGUCCUGAUUAUAUGACCUAUACGGUCCCGCGUGCUCUUAUAAAAAGGCAUUAAAAAAAUCUCCCCGUAAGGGCUGUGCACAAAUUCUCAAGCAGGGCCUUAGAGAGCCAGACGGCUUUACGAACGGUACUGCAACAUGCGGAAGGAACGAAGAAAGAAAGAAAGACAAAUAACGGGGGUCACAUAAUGAAAUGCCUUUUGACUGAGUUAGGUCGGGCCACGCGAGAAAAUUUGUGGCUCUCGCCCAUGCUUUAAGACCUUGUUGAGCUCCGUCCUUUUAUCAUGACAAACGAUUUUCCGGCCGGCGCUCCCACACAGUUGCUAAGUACAUCAGUAUUGCGUUAGCAUUCUUUCAUGCAUGCGGAGUCCAUUUUUUGUCUGUGAUCACUGUUUAGAUGCCAGAGCAUUUGAGUUGUUUGCUGGUUACUGUGGACUGGCUCUGCAUUACAGUCAGGUGGGUCGUAUUUAAAAAAUUUCAUUUUUCGUCGUAUCCUAUCUCUGAAUUAAAUGAGUCAGAUCUAAGAGUUGAACCGGCCGAAGUCGCUGGUCGACUGUGUAGGUGUCCCACUCAAGUAAACAACACAAUGACCCCGGCAGCAUGGCAAGAUUCGUUCCUUGACCUAUCGAUCAGGGUUCCAACUCAAGUCUACCGGUGGUGAUUACCCUCUUUAGCCCUUUCUCCCCCUCCCCCCCUCCAAUAAUUCUUCAAAUUUCUCUAUCACAUCGCCGAAAGUUGCGAUUGGAAAGGGGAGCCAUGAAAGCCAGUAGGUACCUGCAUUCUGUAUUCCUUUCCGCUAUCACAAAAAAUUUUAAUUUUUAUGCUACCAGAUGUACGGUCAGCUCUUCAGAGGGCAGCAGAAGCACCAAGUGGCACUAGAAGUUCUUACAUAUCACUGCUGCGUAUCAGAAAAAGAAACUAAACUAUGGCUUGCCUCAGCGACCUCCUGCAGUUUGCCAAAUGAUUUUUAUAGGUAAGGUUGCAAAAAACAUCUUGAAUAUUGAAUACAUAAAUGCUAACAGGUAUGGUUAAUUUUAAAAUUGUAGAGUUUAUUAUGAUAAUUUCCAUGCAAGAUUCGAUGAUGGUUUUAAAUGAGACAAAGUGUAAAAUAAGCUAAAAACUUUUCGUGCAUCUUACUCUUCCUUGUUGACUGGUACUUUUGUGUUUUUUUUUUAAAUAUUUUUGAGCACAGAUUUUGUAUUUUCUCACGGUGAUAUAAAUUUUCUAAUAAAAAAAUUUCAUUAAAUCUCUCUAACUACUGAAUCCCCCACGCAACCUCCACCACAAAGAGAAAGAAAAACCCUGAGCGCCUAUCGGAAUAAAGACCCAAAGAUAAUUAAGAAACUGUGUUGCAGAUUUUAUCUGCAAAAACGAGUCUUUUUCUUUCGCAGUUGAAACAAACCUUUACCUUUCUCCUUCCUCUUUCAGCUAUGAAUUCAAUGUAUAUCAAAAUGACGACGAAUUAACAAACUAUUUUAUUAUUAUGACAAACGAGUUCUUCCAAGAGUGCAACGUCAGGUAACAACUAAAGAUGUACGGAUAUUUUAUAAAGGUUCAGGAAAGAUCGCUGGCACGAAUUCGGGGUGUAUCAUUGGGGCAGAAAGCUGUAUUGUUAUGUCAAGUGUAACCAGGCCUAAACCAAUGGAAUAAAUGGGGGGAGGGAGUUUUUAGAGAAACUGUGGUGUUGCGCCGAUGGGGGAUAUAACAAGAUAAUUUGGUUUAAUUUUAUCGACUGAGUUGAGUCGCCUAGUCGUCUUCCUGUUUCCCCCUAUAUAUACCUUUUGCAAUAAGUGCAAGUUAUGCAAUGGAUGACAUUGGAAGAUUAUAUUAAGCUUAGGGAUUGAUUAAGCUAGGAGAUUGACAAAAGGGUGUCUUUCCAAACAUAACCUCGGGUUGGAGUCAAUUUUUAGAUUCAGGGUAAAAUUACGUAAUAUGUACCUACCGUCUCCUGUUGCUCGAAUGUUUUACGGGACAAAAUUCUCGACUGUGGACUUUUCGGCUAUCUUUUUAGACUUGAUAUGGAGACACUCGUUCGUUUUACCUUGACUGUGAGGAAGGGUUAUCGUGGUGUGGCAUACCACAACUGGGGGCAUGCGUUUGCUGUGGCUCACAGCAUGUGUGUCCUCAUGAAAAUGGCCUCCGAGGUGUUUACUUGGGAAGAGGUAUUUGUUUAUUUAUCUAUUUUAUUUUGUAAUUAUGCGUUUUGUGGAAGUUUACACUGAAGUUAGUCUUUCUGUAAGGUCUGAUCAAAGUUUUUUGUUCUUUUCCUUCGUUCACGAGACAUUUACUCUGUAUGCAGACCCGCAUAUAGGAUAACGAUAACCAAAAUGAAUAACAAACUGAAUGGAACAUUCAUCUCAUUUUAUUGCAGAAAAUUGCGUUGUAUCUUGCGAGUAUCAUACACGACAUCGAUCAUCGUGGUUACAAUAAUGCUUUCAUGAUCAAGAACAAAUCCCCGCUGAGUCAUCUGUACUCAACUUCAACCAUGGAAUGGCAUCAUUUUAAACAAGGAGUUUUCAUCUUGGAGGUGAGUGCAAUUUCAGUUUCCUCUAAUAUUAAGUAGGCAAAGAGUUGUUAUCCAUUCGGAGCAAACAGCUCGCGCUGAUAUUGGUUUUACGUAGUAGGAAUAGAAUGUAGGGUACAUUUUUAUAGAUAUGGGGCUUCGCUGCGCGCGCUUCGAGCUCUGCUUUCAUCAUCUUACUCUAAAUAUGCUUCAUUCAAAGAUUCAUUGUCAUUCUGGUUGGCGCCAUUGACUCUAUUCGAAAGGUCAGGGUUUGAGCCUUUGUCAGAGUUUGCGCCGGAGUCCGUGGGUUCUUCGUCAAGAAACUUAAAUCGCAAAUUAUCUUUCCAUACCUGGGCCAGGUUAUUUAAGCACGAUUAAGCUAACCUAGGGUUAGCCAACAAUCCUUUAUUCAAUUUUUUUGUCGCUUUACAGACAGUCUUAAUCGGAUACAUUUUUCCUUUCGUUUUUAUGCGACGCUAAGGUAAAACCCCGUUAAAACGUAAGCCCUAAUACACACUAUAUUUUAAGAGAAACCAAAGACAAGUUGAAAUUUUAAUCCUGAAUUAUCGCUUACUGCCUUUUGAACAACCGAGCCCAGGAAUAUUAAUGGGAACCAAGGGGCUGUCAAGUAACACCAAACAAACUCUGAGGACACGUUGCGACAGACCAGGAUAUAACCAAUCCUUCACGCUGCAGAAAUCGAGCCUCGAUAUCGCUGCGAGUGAAUUGCAACCGCAUGCGCACUUUAGCUAUUUUGAUGACCGCAUACUAAUUCAGUACAACUUUCCAGACAGUGUUUUGUUACCCAGUCUACUUGAUAAUGUAUUGCACCAUCAUAAAAAUUAGCUCCUCAUUGGUCAUGGUCCAGCUAAAAUCUUAAGACUCCUGGGCCCAGUUGUAUAAAGAACGGAUAACGCUAUUCAACGGAUAAAUCGCUAUCCGGCGGAUAAGUGAUGGCUUAACGUAUAGCGUUAUCCACCGGAGAGAGUUUUAUCUAGUGGAUAGCGCUAUCCAGUCUUCGAAUAAACGGGGCCAGAGUUGUUUAUUUUUCAUUGCGUUGCAAUUUUAUUGCGCAGUGUCACUUUUGAAUCGUACAAAUCUUAAUUCUAUCGACAGACGGCUGGUCAUAAUAUUUUAAAUGCACUCUCCGCGAAGCAGUACAAGUAUAUGUUGGAACUUAUGGAGGACGCGAUCUUGGCGACGGACCUAAUGCUGUUUUUCGAUAACAGAGCAAAACUCAACGACAUUGUCACGAAUGGAAAAUUCUCUUGGAGUAUACCAGAUCACAAGUACUGUUGCUAUUUAUGGAAAAAUUAUUGAUUUGUUUGUAAUGUCUUUUUAGGGCAUUAUGUCCAACAAUUCAUGUAAGCUUACAUUGAUUGUUGUUGCAGGCAGCUUGUUCGUAGGCUGUUGAUGACCGCGUGUGACUUGUCUGCCGCUGCCAAGCCAUGGUACAUUCACAUCAAUUCAGUCAAGAGGGUGUUUGAAGAAUUCUAUCGACAGGUGAGUUUCUUUGCAAAACAGGUCUGUUUAUAAUUCAGAUCCUGCGACUGCUUGCCUGCGGUUUAGGAUUCUAUAGAAUUACUACCUAGAUCUUGAGAGUCAAAUUAUUUAAUGUAUUUUUCGACAGGGAGAUGAAGAAAAGCUUAUGGGACUGACUCCUGUGCCAAUGAUGGAUCGAGCAAGAAAGAGCGAACUUCCUGAAAAUCAGGUAAGUUUGUGUGGAAUAUAAAAGCUGUAUUCAUUCAGUACAGCAGGACAACUAAAAUUCUUUUUUGCUUCAGAUAUUGCGGUAGAUUUUCUUAAAUCCAUCGAACAGAGUGAAUAAAAAUUUGAUUAAUUAUUUCUAUAAAUGAAAUAAUUCACGUCACGUGGAAGCUAUUCCCACUUUUACCUAACACAGGGUGAAACAGGGGCCUAGUUUGGCUUAAUCGGGGUGUUAAAUUAUCCACCUCCCGAUCAUUACGAUGUUGAAAGGGUGGUGAAUCUGAAGGUAACGACAUGCGUCUUGGGAGAAGCAAGUUCUCCUGAAACUCUCUCCUAAGAAAAACCAGGAUUGAAUGACCACUUAUAUUCACAUUCCGAGGACUAAGGAGGCUAAAAUGUAGUUCACUCUAAAUUUCUUCUUAAUAAUUUAUGUUUUUUUUCGAACAGGUCUCGUUCCUCAAGGGCAUCGUUAAACCCUGUUAUUCAACACUCAUUAGUGUCCUUCCUAUGAUGGAAUCAAUAAUGGCCUCCAUUGAGUAAGUUGGAAAAAUUGGCACUGGUGUAGUACCCACGUCUACCUGAGACCAUUAAUUUGCUAACAGAUCUGUGCGUUUGUCUAUUUCUCUAUUUGUCGGUGCACCUCAUGAUCAGUUCAUCAGUUCGUCUGCUCGUCAGCUCGUCUGUUCGUCUGUUCGUCAGUUCGUCUAUUCGUUUGUUCGUCAGUUCGCCUGUUCCUUUGACAAUUAUAUCUACCUAAGUGUGAGUUUUGUGCUUUCUUUGAAACACUGUUUUCUUUUCCAGUUUAAAUCUGACCUCAUGGGAAAAUCGUCUAAGACAAAAACAGAUGCACCCGCCUGGUUCCGGUGGACGUCAACUGCCUGAUGGAACAGACGUGAGGGAGUCUAUGUCUUUCUUUGAUUACUAAUCAUAAAUCCUUUCAAAAGCAUUUGUUAAUUAAAUUCCAAAAAAAAUAUCAGCGAAAAGAUUUAAUACUUUUCUUGGAUCUGGUUUUUUUUCUUUUAAUCUUUUCAUUUCUUUAAAUUUUAACUUAUGUUCAAUCAUCGACGGAGGUAUUUCGUAAAUAUUUGAGUUGAUCAGCAAUCUCCCAACCGUUAUGCAUUUUACUGAUAACGUCAGCUUUUCAUGACAUCUUAUGUUGUUUUUAAAUAUGUGCACAGAAAGUGCACAAGUUAUCCCAAGUUGAUUUAGCCCCAUUUCAAAUAAAUUGACUUUUCUCUUUUGAUUUCCUUCCAAAAAAACUACUCCAAGGUAUUACUUUUGCUAUCCGCAAUGUUAUUUGAUGAUGAGCCCCAAAACCAGAUGAAAAUUUCAAAGAGGUUAAAAUGAUCAGAAUAAAUUUAUAUGCGUAAGACAAUUUUCGACUGGUCUGAACUGAAGUUACGCAAAGUUUUGUGAUAUUAAGCUUGACGAUGUCAAGUUGUCUUGAUGGAAACCUACAAGUAGAUUCAGCAAGCAAUUUUUAACAAUUGAUUUGACGGAAAUUGUACAACUGACAUCAUCCACGAAUGAAAUGUCCUUUUUUAUCAACUAUUGUAAAUAAACUUAGUUUUGUUGUGCCAAACGGAGAAAUAAAACAAAAUUUUGAAACAGC